UCAAUUUUCAGAGUCUUUUCAAAAGACUCUUUCGAAUUCUUUCCUCAGUUUGGUCGCCUCAGGCUUUGUUUUGCUUUUAAAUUCUGUUUUUUUUUAUCCGGGAGUGACUGGUCGGCAGUUCGGCAGAGGUACAGCAACUUCCGAUUUAAUUUGAUUCGGAUUUCACUCAUUUCAGUCCGUAGGCGUGUGUUGCACGGCAUAAUCUCCGUCCCUCGUCAUGACUGCCACCACACGAUGGGACCAUCGCUUUCUCGACUCCUCACAUACCUCCCGAAAGACUGCCGUCAGUCUCGUCUGCGCACGCUCCUGCUGAUCUUAUCCCUCUUCUCCAUCACCACCCUCCUCUUCCUCUACACCCGAUGGACCACCCAGCCCAUCCUCCUCCCCUCUCUCCCGCCCCACACCAAGCUCAUCCUCUUCUGGACCCCCUACUUCAACGACCCCCCUCCCCACCUCCACGACGACCUCUCGCACUGCCCCCACCCCGCCUGCCACCUCACCACCGACCGCCGCACCCUGCCCAACGCCUCCGCCGUCGUCUUCCACAUCUUCGACCUGUACGCCGCCCAGUACGACCUGCCUCCGGGCCCCCGCCCCCCGGGGCAACGCUACGUCUACUUCUCCCUGGAGGCCCCCACCUACCCCAAGAGUGUCGACCUCCACCAGUCCCCCUGGGACGGCUUCUUCAAUCUGACGUGGUCGUACCGUCUGGACUCGGAUGUCGUGUCUGAUUUGUACGCGCGGGAGAUGGAGGUGCGGGUGGGGAUGGCGUGGCGGCAUCGCGGGAUGCUGCGGGGCCUGCUGCGCGGGAAGAAGAACCGGGCGGUGGUGUUUGCGUCCAAUUGUAAUAGUGAGAGUGGACGGGAGGCGUAUAUUGAGGAGUUGCGGAAAGUGUAUCCCGUGGAUGUGUUCGGGAAGUGUGGGGAUGGCGAAGAAGAGUGCCCCGGAGGGGAUCGGGUGGGGUGUAUGCUGAGGGUGAUCGGGCAGUACAAGUUCUAUCUGGCUUUUGAGAACAGCAUUUGCCUGGACUACAUAACGGAGAAAUCCUACCGCGCUCUCAGCGCCGGCAGCGUCCCGGUGGUCCUGGGCCGCGGGCAGUACGAUCUGCAGUUGCCCAACAACUCCUUCAUCCGCACGUCGGACUUCAACAGCCCGGCAGAAUUAGGCCAAUAUCUCCAGAAACUCAGCGCCGACAUCGAGCUGUACGAAACGUACUUCCUGUGGCGCUUCCAACCGGUCACGGCGUGGUUGCCGGAGCGAAUGGACCCGCGGAAUGUCUCCGUGUGCCGGCUGUGCGAGAUCCUGCACACCCCCGGGUAUCACAGCGCCAGUGCGGCGCGCAUCGGCGAUUGGUGGCUACAGGACAGCGGGUGUAUGCGGACGUAUCCCUGGUGGGAUGGGCUGAAUACCGCCUGGGGGAAGUUGGGGCGCGCGGUGCGGGGGGUGGUUUGAACUACGGGAUAGCUGUGAUUUCGGUGCAUUUCGAGAGGUCUGGUGAACGUAUCGGUGGAAAUUGCCGGUCGUUAUUAGUGAAUUGUUUUCCUCUGGAGACUCAGGUGAGAUCAAAAUUGAGUAUAAAAUAUUUUUUUUGUACUUUCUUUGGAGUCGGAAAUGCGUGAUAGCAGAUUCGGAGAGUUGGUCAUUUGACGUUCGCCUGGUCGAGUGAGUCUCGAUGCUUGUUCGCAGAUUUUCUGGAAACUGAGCCUAGAGUAAAUUGUUGAUUUUCGUUGUCAGAAAAAAAAUUAUGCAGAAACCGGCUUGUACAUAAGCACAGAUAUCUUAUGUGAAUUCAGUAAAAAAAGAAUUUAUUAAA
Molecule: messenger RNA, 1813 nt
Organism: Paramacrobiotus metropolitanus
Lineage: Eukaryota; Metazoa; Tardigrada; Eutardigrada; Parachela; Macrobiotidae
Product: 3-galactosyl-N-acetylglucosaminide 4-alpha-L-fucosyltransferase FUT3-like
Exons: 2
Coding region: 235-1452 (405 amino acids)
Cellular component (GO): membrane
Molecular function (GO): alpha-(1->3)-fucosyltransferase activity
Source: RefSeq, a predicted model, not a curated record